CAUGUCAGGAGCGUAGCUGUUCUGCUUUUCAUUCCACGAUGCUAGCUGUCGUUUUCCUUCUGGCCGGCCUUGCUUUUGCGGACACCUGCUACGCUCUCGGUGGGCUCGUAUCCGUUCGCCCGCCAUCUUCACAUACUCGCCGUUCGGGAGUCGAGAGCAUCGAAGCUGGUGUUGUCAACUGGGGGAACACCACGACGCCGCUCAACUCUGCCAUCAUCCCGGUGUCGCAGUCAACGGACGGCCAGGCAUACUAUUCCGUCAUCGAAGUCGGGAACAUCAGCUUCCGCGUGGCCCUCGACACUGGUUCUUCCGACGCUUGGAUCACAUCCUCUAAAUGUACCACUACCGCAUGCAGCGUACCAAAAUACCAGCUUGGGUACGACAGCCCAACGUUUGAGUCCGUUAACGACAACUCGACUGCGUUUAAUGUGAGCUUCGCGGAUGGGACCCUCGCUAAUGGAUUCGUGGCACUCGAGACCUUUUCAGUUGCGAACUUGAUUGUACCAGGCCAAGCGUUCGGCGUUGUUACCAACAGCACUGUCACCUUUACCGACCAAAUCAGCGGGAUUCUAGGACUAGGCUUCCCCCGGCUAUCCGACAUAAAUCAAGUUGUAUUGACAGGGACUCCCUUCUUCACCACUAUGGCUCAGCGAGGACAACUGGAAUAUCCCCUUUUCGGUCUGAACCUGGGUCAGAAUUCAUCCGGUAGCUUAACGCUCGGGGCCGUUGAUGGCUCCGUGGUCACCAACAUCACUUCAAUCGUUUGGAAUGAGGUCAUGACAUUCGCACCCUUCGCGUCGGAGAGCAACGCAACUAGCUACUUGCAGUGGGCGAUCCCGUUGGGAGGUAUAUCUGUGAAUGGGACCACAAUUACCCCCAUCCCGACUUACUCUAACCUGACGUCGACAUCACUGGCAUUGCUCGAUAUCGGUACUCCUGGAAUAUAUGGGCCAUUCCAAGACGUGUCCCGGAUCUAUGCCUCCAUUCCGGAGAGUCGCUUGGUCGAUGAAUCUGGGCAGUGGGCUAUGCCGUGCGAUGCAAAUGAAACCAUCGCUUUUAUAUUCGGCGGGCGGACGUUUACCAUGCAGCCCACUGAUUAUCUCAUUGGCCCUGUCGAUAGCUCUCCCGACCUUUGCCUCAGUUGGCCUAGAGCUACUUCUCCGAGCUCCGACGGCAUAGACUGGCAGCUGGGACAACCGUUCAUGCGAACUGUUUACAGCGUCUUCAGCCUCGGCAUCGAUACGAAAGAGCCUCCGCAGAUCGGCCUGUUCGCUCUUCGGAACGCUUCUGCGCCCGUUGAAUCGCCGCAGGCUGUGGCUUCGUUCCUCUCAGCCGCAUCGGCGACGAUCGACACGGCGCUACCAAAUUUCGUGUUACCGACACCAUCACCAACGGCUCCGCCAUACGCGUUCAACACAUCAUUCUCCACCCAAGCCGGCGAGAUCGUCUCUUCCGGUCUCGCAGCGAGUACGUACUCACCCGCAAUUGGCACUCAUCACGUUAAUGCUACGGCGAUACCAACACUGUCGCCUUCACCUACUCUUGUCACAUUUAUCCUAACGUCUGACGGACAGUUGGUGACCUCAGUCUCCACUGCUGCCUCGCCAUCUGUAACCCUCGGUGCUCCCCCGGGGUGGACUAACGCCUCACUCGCAACGCUACGCAUGUCUCUGAGCACGGUAUUCCUGUCAAUAUUCGUGCCCUAUAUCCUGUUUGUCGCGCGGCUGGUCCUAUAGCUAGAACUCACCUGUAGUCUCUAUGACGUCCCCACCUCUACUUUCCUUUACCGUUCCGUUCAUUUCCUGUUGCUAUUGCUUUGUGCAUAUCUCAACCACCCGGACGAUCUUUCCCACUGUCGCUUGUUUAAGUACAUCUGUAUCUUCCUGCGGCAGCCCCCAAGGACUUUGUCUUAUUUUUCUUUUAACUGUUAUCUGCUGCGUUAUGAAGGCUUCCUGCUCUGACGUAUCCCUUGUACACACAUUUUAAAUACAGAUGAACUUGCCUCUUU
Messenger RNA from Phanerochaete carnosa HHB-10118-sp, 2008 nucleotides. RefSeq lists its product as uncharacterized. Bases 39 to 1736 code for a protein of 565 amino acids. The transcript has 12 exons. The record is from RefSeq and is a predicted model, not a curated record. NCBI's taxonomy places the organism in Eukaryota, Fungi, Basidiomycota, Agaricomycetes, Polyporales, Phanerochaetaceae. Gene Ontology annotation, biological process: proteolysis. Gene Ontology annotation, molecular function: aspartic-type endopeptidase activity.